AUGUUCAUUAGACAACUCACAGCUUUCCUCAGCCUGAUGACGGGGGUUUGGUCCAGCCUACCAACAUCCAAGAUGUCAGCUCCAAUGCUCAGGCCCCUGCCUUCCAAGUUUUCCCAAGGGUCCAGUAUUUACUUCCCACCUCCAGGGGUGGCGUCUGGAGAUGGACCAGAGACCCUGGUGGAAAAUGCCCAGAUCUCCCCCUCACCCGGCACCAUCUCCCACAGCUGGAAGACCUUUCAGGGCCUGAAAGUAGGAGGAGAAUCAUGGGAGCUGCUCCAUCCUGGCAAGCGGGAGCUUCAAGAUGCUUCAGGACUGAGCCCCGAGGUGGGGAGGCCACAGGAAGAGGAAGAGAUACCUGCUGUAUCCCUUCCCCUCAGUCCCAAGGAUGUAGUUCGGGAGACGUGCAAGGCUGUGCCCUUCACCCAGGUGGUCUCCCGGCCUGGCUGUACUUCCAUCCGACUCCAGAACAAGUUUUGCUUUGGCCGCUGCAGCUCCUUCUACAUACCCAGCGCAGGCCUCACCAGGCCCCACCUCUGCAACAGCUGCCUGCCCUCCCAACAUCGCCGAGUGUCCGUGGUCCUUUGGUGCCAGGGAGUUGGCAAACCCUCCUCCGGAAGGCGGCUGAAGGUGUCCACCUCUCUAGUGGAGGCCUGUCAGUGCCACACACACGUGUGA
Molecule: messenger RNA, 675 nt
Organism: Trichosurus vulpecula (common brushtail)
Lineage: Eukaryota; Metazoa; Chordata; Mammalia; Diprotodontia; Phalangeridae
Gene: DAND5
Product: DAN domain BMP antagonist family member 5
Exons: 2
Coding region: 1-675 (224 amino acids)
Biological process (GO): signal transduction involved in regulation of gene expression; determination of heart left/right asymmetry
Molecular function (GO): morphogen activity
Source: RefSeq, a predicted model, not a curated record